AGAGCUCGAUUUCCUCUUUCCGUUGGUGUCAUUUCCAACACUCUGUCUUCAAUGGUGGCUCAGUUAUGAGGGUUCAAAGUAUGGGAUUGCUUGGCUGAAAACCUGAAAACCGUAGCCAUGCAUGAAGUUUUCUUGCGAAGAAUUGUGCUCGCCCGGUAUUUCAAAAGAACACGAACUUCAGAAUCUCCAUGCAAAAUUGUUCGUGUUCUGUUGAAUCUCCAUGCAGAAUCUACAAAGAUGAGCUUAUUCGCUAUGAGUUAUCAAGUACUCCUGAAUGUGCGCGGGGAAAGAUAUCUAACUACCACGAAAACGCUUAGAAAUUGUCCGGAUACG
Molecule: messenger RNA, 333 nt
Organism: Cylicocyclus nassatus
Lineage: Eukaryota; Metazoa; Nematoda; Chromadorea; Rhabditida; Strongylidae
Source: the annotation of a GenBank genome assembly